GCUCACCGGACUUGCAUGCGUCCUAUCAUCGGGACUGAAAUCCCCCAUUCCUGUUCCCCCACAUCCCGUCCUACCUGGAAAACAUUCCGCGAGGACGAGCAGAUAAACACCAUACCUGAACCCUUCCUUCCGCCAACUUACCGCUCUGUCGUACAAGUUCACCCUUCACCGUACCAGCUGCUACCCGCAAGUCACACGUGCCGGUAACUUGCCUGUUCUACCGCUUUAUUUAGUGCAGGUCAAUCACACCAUGUCUCCAAAGAGCUCAAUAGAGGUGGACAAGAGCAAGGACGAGGAUCAUGAAAACAUACACGAGGAUCCUCUUGAGGAAGAGGAGGAUGAUACUGCUGAUGUGGAUCCCUCUCACCAGGAAUAUCUAGAACGGCAGCGCAAACUGGACGAGUUCUUGACACCCUUAGCUCUGGAUGAGGCGGUUCUGUAUAAGCUCGCGCGUCGCUUCUCCACUAUCUACAAGGACUUAGCCCUGCAUUCCAAGGAACAAUUCCUACCGACACCAGUGACCCGUUUACCCACUGGUCUUGAAACUGGUAAAUAUCUCGCCAUUGAUGUUGGUGGAACCAAUCUUCGGGUUGCCUUCAUCGAGUUGCUGGGAGAGGCGGCGGAGUCUGACACGCCGCCGGGCGAUGCGUCCGCUAGAUCCAGAGAUACACUGCGCAAGGCACAGAGACAACGUGUGAAGCGAAGUCUGGAAAGAGCAUGGCCCAUACAAGAGCAUCUGAAGAUGGAUAAGGCAGAAGAUCUGUUCUCGUGGAUCGGCGACUGCAUUGCGGAAGUCGUGGCCGAGAGUCUGACUUCAGAGAGCACCCGCGGCGAAGUCCCGGAGGAAUUGGAGAUGGGCAUCACAUUCAGUUUUCCCAUCAUGCAAGAGUCGCUCACCGAGGCGACACUGAUGCCGAUGGGCAAAGGUUUCGCUAUCACAUCCGACCUUGAUCUACGGAAGAUCCUACUAAAUGGGUACGAAAAGCACACAAGACGUCCGGACGAUGAAUUUGAACCGUCUAGCAAGCGGCGGAAGCUCUUCAACCUUCCAAAAUUGAAGAUCGCGGCUAUCACCAAUGACACUGUGGCCACUAUUGCUUCCCUUGCCUACUGCGUAAAGUCUUUACCGAACAGCAGGGUCGCGAUGGGGAUUAUUGUGGGGACAGGGUGCAAUGCAACCAUUCCGAUGAGACUUAGCUCGCUCCACAGCUCCAAGGCGAAACAAGUACAGCAGAAGAAUCCCGAGGCGGAUGAGACUGUGGUCAAUACCGAGUGGACGCUCUCCGGUGCUGCUCCACCAUUGCAUGAGCUCAACAUCAUUACUCAAUGGGAUGUUGAGCUCGAUCAGGCUUGUGCACGGCCGGGAUUCCAGCCUUUUGAGUACAUGACUGGCGGUCGUUACAUCGGCGAACUGAUUCGACUUAUUCUCUGCGAUUACCUCACAACACAGUGUGGUCUGGCGAAGGAGGAUUUACCUGCGCCCCUUGUGCAAGGGUACGCCUUGACGACUUCAUUCAUAUCAGACAAGGUGGCCCGUUCCAGGUGCGACCAUGAACUCGCGACUGAGCUGGCUCAUUCUCUACCACCUCCCAAAACUAGCGAGUGGAACUGGGAUGUACAUUCGGCAAAUGCUUUCCGCAAGAUUGCCAGGACUGUGCAACGGCGAUCUGCAGGUCUGACCGCGGCGGCUGUUGUAGGGCUCCUUGCUUGCGCGCAAGAGAUUGAGCUGAAGGUCGACAGUCCGGGAAGCUCGCCCACGACUGAAACCAAUGUCACUGUAGAUCUAUCCGCGGUGUCGAAGCAUCUUUCCCCUGCAUUGGAGCCCCAAGCAUCGAGUACCAGUGGAUCAAGGACCAACAGCGGCCCUAUUGUUCCGGUAUUGUCCCCCACGCCCAUUCCUGCUGACUGGCAGUCGGGCCCAGAGGAACUGGUGGUCGCAUAUACAGGUGGGAUCAUCCAGCAUUAUCCUAACUUCAAGGAGAUGUGUCAAUUGUACAUCGACCGACUUAUUAUGAGGACCGGUCCGCAGAAGAGCGGCAAAUCGGUCUUUUUGCGAGAGGCGUCUGAUGGGGGUGUCAUUGGCGCGGGUGUGCUGGCGGGCAUGAUUGGAAACAUGUAAAAUGUUGAAAGCCGGCCCGGCUACUUGUAGACAGACGGUUGGGGGGACUUGGAUCUGGAUUACACUAUGGCGUCGGGUACUGGUAUCUCGGAGGAUUUGAUUUGAGUACAUGCGUAAGGCGUUCGACGGCGGCCAUUACGCUGCUCUUGUUGACAUUA
This is a messenger RNA of Aspergillus saccharolyticus JOP 1030-1, 2277 nucleotides long. RefSeq names its product hexokinase family protein. Gene Ontology annotation, molecular function: fructokinase activity; D-glucose binding; ATP binding. Gene Ontology annotation, cellular component: cytosol; mitochondrion. The record is from RefSeq and is a predicted model, not a curated record. Bases 251 to 2119 code for a protein of 622 amino acids. Lineage: Eukaryota; Fungi; Ascomycota; Eurotiomycetes; Eurotiales; Aspergillaceae. Gene Ontology annotation, biological process: intracellular glucose homeostasis; glycolytic process; glucose 6-phosphate metabolic process. The transcript has 2 exons.